GGCCCAGUAACAGAGAUACCCCAGAGAGAUGUCCCCGUCCUCUGUAUUCCCAGGAUUGUACAGAGGAGUAUCACAGGACCCCACAGGAGGAUCAGGUAGAACGUCUUUCUUGUAUAAAGGCAGAAGAUAUAAGGAGAGAAGAAGAGACAUAUGUGACUGAUAUAAAGGCAGAAGAUAUAGAGGAAGAAGAAGAGACAUAUGUGACUGAUAUAAAGGCAAAAGAUAUAGAGGGAGAAGAAGAGAUGUAUGUGACUGAUAUAAAGGCAGGAGAUAUAGAGGGAGAAGAGGAGACAUAUGCGACUGAUAUGAAGGCAGAAGAUAUAGAGGGAGAAGAAGAGACGUAUGUGACUGAUAUAAAGGCAGAAGAUAUAGAGGGAGAAGAAGAGACGUAUGUGACUGAUAUGAAGGCAGAAGAUAUAGAGGAAGAAGAAGACACGUAUGUGACUGAUAUAAAGGAAGAAGAUAUAGAGGGAGAAGAAGAGAAGUAUGUGACUGAUAUAAAGGCAAAAGAUACAGAGGAAGAAGAAGAGACGUAUGUGACUGAUAUAAAGGCAGAAGAUACAGAGGGAGAAGAAGAGACGUAUGCGACUGAUAUGAUGACAGAAGAUACAGAGGGAGAAGAAGAAACGUAUGUGAGGGGUGAUCAGCAGUGUAAGGAGGAGGAGAUCCCUACAGAUAUCAGCACAGGAGAUGGACACACAAGCAGGAAUAUCUCAGAAGGACAUCUAAUGUUAUCCCCGGAUUGUGACAUAAAAGAUAAUGACAGUAGACAGGAUUCUCCAGGAGAUAACCCCAUUACCCCAAUUAUACAUCCAGCUCUAUCAGCUGAUCCCUCUGAUCCUGGGAAAUGUUCUCCUGAUCACUCUGAUAUUGGUGCAUCUGUUACAGCUCUGAGAGUAGAUUCAGUGUUUCCUUGUUCUAUAGAUGCACCAUGUUUUACACAGAACACAAACCGUAUUACUCAUCAGCCAGCUAAGGCAGGUGAGAGGCCAUUUCCAUGUUCUGAGUGUGGGAAAUGUUUUACAUAUAAAUCAUAUCUUGUUACACAUCAGAGAAGUCACACAGGUGAGAAGCCGUAUUCCUGUUCUGAGUGUGGGAAAUGUUUUGCACAGAAAUCAGCUCUUGUUACACAUCAGAGAAGUCACACAGGUGAGAAGCCAUUUUCAUGUUCUGAGUGUGGGAAAUGUUUCGCAUAUAAAUCAGAUCUUGUUACACAUCAGAGAAGUCACACAGGUGAGAAGCCGUAUUCCUGUUCUGAGUGUGGGAAAUGUUUUGCACAGACAUCAGCUCUUGUUACACAUCAGAGAAGUCACACAGGUGAGAAGCCAUAUUCCUGUUCUGAGUGUGGGAAAUGUUUUUCAUUGAAAUCACAUCUUGUUAGUCAUCAGAGAAGUCACACAGGGGAGAAGCCAUAUUCCUGUUCUGAGUGUAGGAAAUGUUUUGCACGGAAACCAGCUCUUGUUAUACAUCAGAGAAGUCACACAGGUGAGAAGCCGUAUUCCUGUUCUGAGUGUGGGAAAUGUUAUUCAUCGAAACCAGAUCUUGUUAUACAUCAGAGAAGUCACACAGGUGAGAAGCCAUUUUCCUGUUCUGAGUGUGGGAAAUGUUUUUCAUCGACAUCAGUUCUUGUUAAACAUCAGCGAUUUCACAGAUGAGAAGCCAUUUUCAUGCUGUGAGAGAAAUAAAUCUGCUCUUGUUGAACAUAUUAGACAUUACCCAAGUACGGAACCAUUUACAUCUUCUGGAGUAUAAUUAUCACUGCCGUCCAAUGUUCCUCAAGGGUGAAUCCUAUCUCCUAUGCUUUAUGCAAUAUAAAUGCUACCACUGGGUGAUAUAAUCAGACGUCUUGGCCUGGUCUACCACUGCUAUGCAGAUGACCUGCUUUUUGCUCCAUGUACUGAGAACCUAAUACCAAUCCUAAAUGGUUGUCUAGCUGAGCGCCAGGGGUGGAUGAUACCAGUUGGCUGUGACUCAGUCUUUGUGAAACAUAAUAGAAGCUCCCGAACAAAGGACAAGACUACAGCUUUACCAACCAUCUGGAUUUAUGCUUUGGUGUUCAGAAUUGCAAAAUACUAAACAUGUGCUGAAUCUUUGUGUUGUCCUGGUAUGUGGCUGACACAGACAUCAGGUAUCUGCCACAUACUAAUCCUCAUUCUUCCAUCUGUGGACCAUAGCCAGAAUCAAGCACUUGAUUCCCUCAGAAGUUCAUAGACUACUGCAAUGCCAUCUACCUGGGUCACCCAGCAAAAGAAUUACAGAGCUUGCAGCUAGUACAGAAUGCAGCAGCCAAGCUGUUACCUAACCAGCCCGUUCCUGCCUCCUAACACCCAUUCUCUAUUCCCUUCACCGGCUGCCUCUAAGAUGACAAAUCUAUUUCAUAAUUGGCUAACUGACCUUCCCAGCCCAACAUUACAUGGUCCAAGGAACUAGAAGCAGCUUCUGCCUCCUUACUGCCCUGCUUGCUUGCUUCUACAGAUGGACUGUUACCAGCAGUACCAAGAAUCUCCUGUCAUUCAUUUAUGGGUUGAACGUUUAGCUUUGACCAUGGAACUCACUGCCUUGCACAGUCCAAGAGGCCUCCACUCUAGAGACCUUCACAAGCAGACUGAUGACUGUUACUCACGCUUUUCAUUAAUGUACCUCUAUUUACUUCCUAAAUAAUACAUCCCAAAUGCUUAGGUCUUUUUUCUGCUGUUUAUUUUGUAUCUUGUGCUUUGUGUAAAUGUGAAUGUCUAAUACCAGUUUCCACAAUCUGUAUUGCUGCACGACAAUAUGGCGGCCAUUGGAACGUGUUUUCACUUCUUCUAGUUUGCCUAACUUGUUGCAGACACUCAUCUUGAUCAGGAGUGUCGAGUGUUUUCUUAUACAAGAUCCUGUCCAUAUAUACCCUGUACAUUAUCAUGUGCAUUAGAGUCACCCGGGUUCCAUCUGCGGUGGUUUGUUGUAUGUUACAUCUAUAUGGUGCGGAUACUCCCCUGUAUUUCAUAAUAAAAGCUUUU
Molecule: messenger RNA, 2999 nt
Organism: Pseudophryne corroboree (corroboree frog)
Lineage: Eukaryota; Metazoa; Chordata; Amphibia; Anura; Myobatrachidae
Product: oocyte zinc finger protein XlCOF7.1-like
Exons: 3
Coding region: 243-1655 (470 amino acids)
Biological process (GO): regulation of transcription by RNA polymerase II
Molecular function (GO): DNA-binding transcription factor activity, RNA polymerase II-specific; RNA polymerase II cis-regulatory region sequence-specific DNA binding
Source: RefSeq, a predicted model, not a curated record